AUGGGGCCCCUUUCAGUUCGAGGUCGGGUACACCAUGGAUUCUACAUGGAGAAGAGGACCAACCUGCAUGGGAACAUAGCUAAUCUGGUAUGGCAGCUGCACUUCAGUGUACAUGUGAGAGAAUAUCAGCAGCUCCAGGCUUUUAUAUUGGCCAUUGAUGAUAUUAACAGUAACCCGGAGAUUCUGCCCAAUGUUUCUCUGGGAUAUCGCGUGUACGAUUCUUGUAAAUAUACAAAGAAAGUUAUUAAAGAUGUUCUGCAGAUACUGUCUGGGCCCAAGCUGGCAGCUCCGAAUUACGCAUGCAUGGAACAGGGUAAGGUGGCCGGAUUUAUUGGAGAUAUCCACUCUGACACUACACUUCCAAUGGCACAGUUGCUGAAUGUGCUAGGAUAUACACAGGUCAGCUAUGGAGCGAGGGACCCACUGCUGAGUGACCGGACUCUGUAUCCAAACUUCUUUCGCACAGUACAAAACUACCAGACAGAACAUGUAGGCAUUGCAAAGUUACUGAGAAGUUUUGGGUGGAACUGGGUCGGAAUUAUCACAUCAGAUGAUGAUAACGGAGAACGGGAGCUAGAACAUCUGAGUAAUCUAUUUAAUGAUUAUGGAAUUUGUAUUGAAUUCAAAGUCAAAGUUGCCCAAACUAAAUACGAUCAUAACAUUCCUCUUGAGUUAAAAGCUUCAUCUACAGAGAUUGUUGUUAUGUGUGGAACAUAUACGCAAAUGUCUACUGUCUUUUUGCGUAGUAUAACAUAUAUUCUCAUUAACAAGACAAUAAUCCUUCCAGCAUCAUGGUCACUUGCAAUAAACCUUUUGUUUAUUAGUAACACAAAAAAAGCAGUUGAGAUGAGUUUGGUGUUUUCUCCUCCACCACAUUAUAUCCCGGCAUUACAGGAACGUUUAUUCACUUUUCAUCCAUCCAGUCAUCCUAGUGACCCAGUGCUGGAAGAUAUUUGGAUGCGUUACUUUAGGUGCUUGUCAGCAAAUUCUUAUAAGAACACCAUCUUUUCAAGAAUUCAUCAAUAUAAUUUGGAGGACUGCGCUGGGAAGAAGAGGUUUAGUGAACUUUUUAAUUAUACUGGAGAUCCGGCCACCUACCAGGUGUAUAUUGCAGUCCUCAGCAUGGCGCAAGCUCUACAUGAAGUGAAUUUAGCCUUAAAUAUGUAUCGAGAAAAGUAUUGUUUAAAAUCAUUUCAAUUUACGCACAAGCUUAGAAACUUUGUAAAUAAAAUUAACUACACUGGUCCAUAUAACAAAACAAUAUAUUUUGAUGAGAAAGGAGAAUAUCCUGAAGUUAUGGACAUUCAAAACUGGUCAUCUGAAGAUAUAGAGAAUCAAACUGUUAUUUAUCUGAAGUCUGUUGGUAGAUUUGAUCCAAAUGUUCCAGAUGAUCAGCAGCUUCUUAUUUUACCAUGGAUGAUAUCAUGGAAACAUGGAAAGGUUCCACAAGGCUUGUGUACUGCAGUCUGUCUUCCAGGAACCAGACGGGCCCUGAGGAAAGGAUCCCACACCUGCUGCUAUGACUGUAUCCCAUGCUCAGAGGGGGAGAUAUCCAAUGUGUCUGACAGUGAAAACUGCCAGAAAUGUGCAGAUGAUGAGUGGCCUAAUGAAUAUAAAGAUGAAUGUAUUCCCAGAAUAUUAGAGUUUCUAUCAUACAAGACAGACAUAAUAGCUAUAGGUUUUUCUUCAAUAUCUGUCAUAUCUUUUAUCUUAUCUGUGUUUAUAAUUGGAAUAUUUGUUUCAUUCCGGGACACUCCCAUAGUAAAAGCCAAUAAUAGAAACCUCAGCUUCAUUCUUCUCAUCUCCCUCAAGCUUAGCCUACUCUGUGUGCAUCUGUUCAUCGGUCAUCCAGUGGACAUCACCUGCAUGCUACGCCAAAUAUCCUUUGGAAUACUAUUCACUGUUGCUCUAUCUUCUGUCUUGGCCAAGACUGUCAUGGUUUGCAUUGCAUUCAAAGCAACUAAGCCUGGAAGCUCCUGGAGAAAAUGGCUGGGUGCUAAAUUGCCGUAUUCUGUAGUGUUUAUCUGCUCAUGUGUUCAAGUUCUCACCAGUGCUAUUUGGUUGUCAGUGUCUCCUCCUAAUCAGCAGUAUGACAGGGACUCAUCUCCUGGGAUGAUCAUCAUUCAGUGUAAAGAAGGUUCUGUGCUUGCCUUUUGUUUCAUGUUGGGGUACAUGGGGAUUCUGGCAGCUUUGAGCUUUCUUCUAGCUUUCAUGGUGAGGACAUUACCUGACAUCUAUAAUGAGGCCAAAUUCAUCACCUUCAGCAUGUUGUUAUUCUGCAGUGUGUGGGUCUGUGCCAUCCCAGCCUAUCUGAGCAGUAAGGGGAAACAAGUGGUCAUUGUAGAGGUGUUUGCUAUAUUGGCUUCAGGUAUUGGAAUACUGAGCUGUAUAUUUUUUCCUAAGUGCUACAAUAUUCUCAUGAGACCUGAAAUAAACAGUAAAUCACAUUUAUUAAUGAGAAGUUAUUAA
This is a messenger RNA of Pseudophryne corroboree (corroboree frog), 2469 nucleotides long. RefSeq names its product vomeronasal type-2 receptor 26-like. Gene Ontology annotation, cellular component: plasma membrane. Gene Ontology annotation, molecular function: G protein-coupled receptor activity. Gene Ontology annotation, biological process: G protein-coupled receptor signaling pathway. The record is from RefSeq and is a predicted model, not a curated record. Bases 1 to 2469 code for a protein of 822 amino acids. Lineage: Eukaryota; Metazoa; Chordata; Amphibia; Anura; Myobatrachidae. The transcript is spliced from 8 exons.